CGUAAUAUGGUGAACCAGGAAGAAAACUAAGAUGGCGCUUGGCAGUAGACAAGCUAAAAACAUCGGAGCCAUGAUUCGACAAAUUCAAGGCGUCUUAGUGCCUCCGAAGUUAACUGCUGUUGAUAAGAAAACAAUAGAAAAGUCAUGGAAGAUGAUGGACAAAGUUGUUAAGUUAUGCCAGCACCCAAAGAUGAGUUUAAGAAAUAGUCCUCCGUUUAUUUUGGAUAUUCUGCCUGACACUUAUCAACAUUUACGAACGAUUUGUUCAAAGCACGACGAAAAAGUGCAGUCAUUAAAUGAAUGCGAGUACUUUCGAACAUUCAUAGAAAACUUAAUGAACAAAUGCAAGAAUACUAUUAAACUGUUUCGAGAUGGAAAGGAUAAAAUGUAUGAUGAAAAUUCUCAUUGUAGGAGAAACUUGACAAAACUGAGUCUUGUAUUUUCACACAUGUUAGCUGAACUGAAAGCUAUUUAUCCAAAUGGAUCUUUUGCUGGAGAGUCUUUCAGAAUAACAAAAGGAGAUGCUGCUGAUUGGUGGAAAAAAUCAUUUGGAGAUAAAAUCAUCAUACCCUGGAAAGAAUUUAAAAAUACUCUUCAUGAAACACAUCCAAUUGGGUCUCCCCUUGAGGCCAUGGCACUUAAAUCAACCAUUGACCUCACAUGUAACGACUAUAUAUCAGUGUUUGAAUUUGAUGUUUUUUGUCGAUUGUUUCAACCCUGGGCCAAUCUUCUACGCAACUGGAAUGUACUAGCUGUAACACAUCCUGGUUAUGUAGCUUUUCUUACUUAUGAUGAAGUGAAAGCAAGAUUACAGAAGUACAUUAACAAGCCUGGAAGUUAUGUCUUCAGGCUAAGCUGCACAAGGCUAGGACAGUGGGCCAUAGGCUAUGUGACCACAGACAGGCAGAUCUUGCAGACUAUACCUCAGAAUAAAUCUCUAUGUCAGGCUUUGUUAGAUGGCCAGAGAGAAGGAUUCUUCCUGUACCCAGAUGGCAGAAGUGUCAACCCAGAUCUUAGUAAUCUAGUGGCUGACAGUGAGGAGGACCACAUUAGAGUAACACAGGAACAAUAUGAACUGUACUGUGAGAUGGGCUCAACAUUUCAGCAAUGUAAAAUCUGUGCUGAGAAUGAUAAAGAUAUAAGACUGGAGCCUUGUGGGCAUUUACUCUGUACACCUUGUCUGACCCAGUGGCAGGACUCUGAUGGGCAGGGUUGUCCUUGGUGUCGCUGUGAAAUCAAAGGGACAGAACAGGUUAUUGUAGAUCCAUUUGAUGAAAGACAGGUGUUGAAGGCCGGGUCUAAAACACCUACACAAGAUGUGGAUGAUGACGAGGAUAUAGGUGGCAUGUCAACACUUCAUGCUUUAGCAGUAAGCUCCAGGUCUCAAGAGGGAAAAUCCUCUUUUGACUCUCCUGCCAUUGCCAAAAGACCAGGCAACCAGUCCUCUGAUGUACCACCACCAGUGCCACCCAGAAGUAUUUCACCGUUACCCUCACCAGGGACAUCUCCAAAGCCACCGAGGCGACAGUUACCACCUACUCCAUCAAAUGACACAUUAUUAAGAAGUCCAGAGUUAGGCAAUUUUUCCUCUAAGUCACCAGUCAACACAAACUCACCAUCAGGUAUAUCAUAUGCUGAAAUUCGUUAUGAUUUGAACACUGACCAUGACCCUUCUUCACCAUCAUCAGCAUCACAGUCACCCGAAAGUCUUUACGAUAGGCCUUUACCUGGUAUACACCCUGCUGGAACAGGGGCUGCUGGCCAUGAAGACAAGCCACAGUUAUACAGACUGAACAGUGACUACGCUGUACCGCCAGUUCGCUCAAAAGUGCACAAAGAAGAAUUGUCUUCCACUGCUUUAGUCCCUCCUCCUAGGCGUGAGGGGCUGCGUGAGAAUCACGACAUCAACAAAGAAAAUGACCAGGUGACCACCAGCCUUAAUGAGGUGCAGGUGGACACGCUGGUGGCGAAAGGGUACGCAAGACUUCAGGUGAUUGAUGCCCUCAGGGUGGCCAGGAACAAUAUCAAAAUGGCAGAGGAGAUUUUGGAGACUUUUGUCAAACAGAGCAAUGUCUGAUAGCCUUCAAGCUCCAGUGUAGGGUGAAACAUUGAAAAUGUGGCAAGCCCCCAACCCCUCCCCCAUCGCCAACAAUUUGAGACCAGAGUACUUAUAAAAAAAAUUUCUAUAACAUAACAUUUUGUUUCUGUUUAAAUUACUUUGCUUUUUUUUUUUUUAUUUGCACCAGGGCUAAACGAUGAGAGAUGAUACCAUCGUAUCUGGUUCAAUUUGUUACUCUAUGAAAGAUAUUUUUUGAGUCCAUUGUUUCAGUGUUGGUAAUAAACUAUGAGCUUAGAAUGGUUUUGUUUGCUAAUAUUCUAUCUCUUUUUUUUUUUUUCAUCCAGAGUGAUUCAGAGCAAUCCAAAUCAAAUUGUAGGUCAUAUGAUAUGAUCCUGUCACUUGAAAAUGGGAGGGGGUAUGGCCUAACUCAGCGCUGCACUUUCCAAUAUUCAAUAUACAAAUUAUCUAUGGCAAAUUUGCCAGCAUUGAUUGGUGUAUUCAUUUGCUAUUGGCUUCGAGCUUUUGAAUAGCCUACCUUCCUUCGUCCCUCCAAUAGAAUUUUGUUGCUACUUUUUUUUUUUUCUCUGCAAUGUGAUAAAAAGAUGGUCAGAUGUUGGAAGAAUAAACUAUAACAGCAAAUUUGUGUGCAAUACUUAACGUAGCUAUACUCUGGGCUACAUGUUUCCCCCAGCUAGUUUUGUUGAAUGUAGAGAUGACGUGUGUUCAGUUCAGUGUGGUUUUUGUAUUUGAUGUACUUUAGAGGAGAAACAGUUUUUAACUGCCAUCCACUAGUAAUUUGUAUCAAAAGAUUUUUUUGUACUCAAUUCAUAUUUUUGGACUUCAUUUACAUGUCAGAUACAUUUCAAGUUUUCAGAUUUUCUUUCCAAUUAUUGAAUGAAAUUUUUUUUGAUCUUUUAAUAUUUGCUGGUAAGACGUGUUCAUUGUUCUUUAUCAAAGUGAGAGAUUGAAAGGGCUAUAAAAAAAAAGGGCUUAUGUUAAAGACUUCAGUCUUAUACUUUCUUUUAUAAAGAGAUAUAAAGUAUUGACACUCUUAUGUAAAUUCUUGCAAGUUUUUUUAGUAUUUUUGUUUUGAAGUUUCUACCUGCAGAAUCAACUCGUGAAAUUUUAUUACAACCUUACAUGUUGUAUUCUGUUAUGUACAUCUUUCGAUACCCUAACUUAUCAAAAAUGUUAAUCUAUUGUUUUUUUUUUUUCUUUAAUUUUAAGAGAGGUCCUUUGUUUCUUCAUGUCUUCUUUGUUUCUUCAUGUCUUCUUUGUUUCUUCAGUCUUGAAAUAAAUGUUUUCGCAGGGAGUGAAUGAAACAAUUAUCUUUGUAAAGAAACAUGAUGACUUCUGCUCUCAUGAUUAGCUAGGUGUACUUUGCAUAAUGGUGUACAUGCUCCACACUGAACAUGAUUCAAGAUUUAUAUGUCUUGGUUUUAAUUUUUAUAUAUAUAUAUAUCACUUACAAUUUUGGUUGGUAGAAUGAAUGGCAUGUUUCCUGAAUGGAAAGAGUUCAUUGAACCUAGAAGAAAGGGUGAAGAGAACAAAUCAAAUGAAUAUUGAUGAAUGGCUCAGGUGACUGCUCUAACAAUCAAUUGCAUUGCUCAACUCCCAUGAUUCUUCCAAUUUAAAAUAAUUUUAAAAAAUUCUUGCUUACCUUCUGCUCAUUAUCUUUGAUUGUCUUAUUUUAUGAAGUAGUUAUCUUUCUUGUCUUUUUUAUUUUUUAUGAUUACCUUUCUUGCACCUUCUUAAUUUGUUAUCUAUUUAGAGGAUACACAUAGUACAGAAUAGGGUUAAGUCAUCUAAAAAUCAAAUUUUGUAACAGUCAGAUACUUUUCAAUUGAACUUGUUUAUAAUCUGUUUUUUACUCCUAUUUGUAAUACAAAUUAUUCAAACAUUAUUAUGUAAAAAAAAAAUGUUUACAAUUGAGACUGUGCUACAAUAGUGUGGUAGGAUUGUAGUUUCACAAUUACUGAUGUUUACAAUUGAGACUGUGCUACAAUAGUGUGGUAGGAUUGUAGUUUCACAAUUACUGAUGUUUACAAUUGAGACAGUGCUACAAUAGUGUGGUAGGAUUGUAGUUUCACAAUUACUGUCAACUUGUCCUUUCCAUCAAGAAAUGUCUGUUAUCCAUUAAAGCUGUGCUACUCUUAAGCAUCGUUAUGUAUCGAAUACGAAUUGUGUUCAUUGGGUCCUGCUGCACAAUUAUUAAUGACUGUUCUCCUAAGGAGAUUAUGCAGGUUUCUAGCAUCCCUUUUGGUGACAAAAAAAAAGCUUCUGUUUUGCUUCCGACACCAAUAGAUGAAUAAUGGCGCAUUUUUGUUCCCUUGCAAUGUUUGUGUUUGUUUAGCAUUCCCUUGUCAUGAUAUGAAAAGACAAAAAAAGCCUAUCAGUCGCAAUGAAGAAAGAAAAAAAAAGUAGGGAAACUUUGUUUUGAAAAAGUAAAUUGGGUUUCUAACAAAUUGGUUUUCUGUGGUUUGUACACUGUGCUCAAGUACGAUAUGGUGUAUACCUUGCUGGUUUCUUGUUUUUUAGUGUGCAUGAUUAGUAGAAAGAACAUUUAAGACCUUGAAAGUAUUACUGGAUAAUAACUGUGUUUGUAUCUGUGUAUUUUAGGCAAACAUUCAAUGAUAAUUAUAUUUUGUUGUUGAAGUUUUUUUUUUAUAUAUGUUUUUGCACAUUAGCAUGGCUAUCUGUAAUUUUGCUUCAAUUUUUUAAUUAUUUUUUAUUUUUUUUGCAGUUUGUAAUUCAUGUUUAAUUUAUUAAGUGUUGUUUUUUUUUUGUUUUUUUUAUUAUUUGCUUUCAUUGCAAAUAUGUUACCAGUUUUUUUUGCCAAUCUGCAAAAAGAAAAUUGAUGGCUGGACCAUUGUAAAUGGUUUUUAUUCAGUAAGCUGAUAUAAUGAAUAGUAUUUUUUAAUUAUUUUUUUUUGCUUUUGUUGUUUUUUUUUAUAUUGAUAGUGCUUAAUUUUUAUAUUUUGUUAAAUCACUUGAUCCUAUUUAGUCAAUUAAAGAAAAAUGCAUCAAAAGAUCAGCCUUUCAAGAUAGGGAAAAUCAUUCAGUAAAAAACAUAGAAAUGAAACUUUGUUUUUAAUUCAUGUAAGGAAGAAAAGGCUGGAUUACAUCUGUCACACAUCUCUGACAAUCAUUGUAGAAGAUAACUGAAUAACACAGGUAAGGUACAUUAGUUGUGAAUAACUUUUCAGCAAAGUUUUAUUUAACAUCUUUUUUGUAUGUGUAGUAAAAUUACAUAACAUAAGGGCUCAGGAUUUUUUGGACUCACAAUUUUUUUUAGAUUGGUUGGAGAGAUUUGAGCACACAAUAUAGUUAUCACUGGUGUUUAGACUUAAUUCUAGUGAUCUGCCACUUCAUAGAAGAGUAUUCCCUCAAAUCAAUUUUGUUUUAAAUGUUGAACUAUGAUUUAAAAAAUUGCAUCUUAGUCUAAGAUAAAAGGUUGUUUAAAAAAAAAAUGAGAGUUAACUAAAUGAUCAAAAUCAUUCAGUAAGGAUUAGAUAUAUGCAAUUGAGAAUUAUUUUUUUCUUUUUCAUGUAUGAAUUUGAUUGAAACCAAACUACAGAAUACAAAAUUGUCUUUAUGGUUUCAUUGCACACUGUCAUGUUUUAGUUACUUUUUGUAAAUGUUGUUUUGUUCAGUUAAAAUCAUACCAAACACUGUCAACUUUUUUUAUUGGAAUUGUAAUAAUCCUAAAAUUGCUUAACUUGGUCAUAGAGUCUAAAUAAUAAAUGGAAUUGUUUAGUGGUUAUUUUCUUAAUAGAAAAGCUUGUAUUCCAAAUACAAUAAUUCCAGCAGUUUAAAACUAUUGGGAAAAAGAAAUUGCAAAUGAAAGGCUUCUUUUGCUCAUCAACUUUUUGUCAAGGGAAUGUUACUCUUGGUUUCUGUACUAGGAGAAGAAUAGCUUUUAAGAAAUGGAGCUUUAGAUUUAUUUUAUUUAUUUUAAAUAAUGUGGUGCACAGCUUGUUUGACAUAGUCGAAAACAAAAUGUAUUGUUUCAAUAUAAAAGUAAGUGCAUUGCAUUGCUUGAAUUGGGCACCAUUAUCUUCUUUUUAUUUUGACUUUUUUUUUUUAUUUCCUAAGUUAACUCUGCCAAAACAAAAAAAAUAAUAAGUCAGACAGAAUCUGCUAUAUACAAGUGAGAACAUGUCUAUGUUACAAGUCCUACUAGUUCUGCCUAGUGAUGAAACAUUGCUGGAAUAUGUGAAUCAUUUAGAGCUCUCUUUUUUUAGGGAAAGUUGAUUAAAUGGGGGAA
Biomphalaria glabrata is the source of this 6326-nucleotide messenger RNA. Its product is annotated as E3 ubiquitin-protein ligase CBL-like. Gene Ontology annotation, cellular component: membrane raft; plasma membrane. The record is from RefSeq and is a predicted model, not a curated record. Gene Ontology annotation, biological process: negative regulation of epidermal growth factor-activated receptor activity; cell surface receptor signaling pathway. The transcript has 13 exons. Gene Ontology annotation, molecular function: receptor tyrosine kinase binding; calcium ion binding; phosphotyrosine residue binding. NCBI's taxonomy places the organism in Eukaryota, Metazoa, Mollusca, Gastropoda, Planorbidae. Bases 32 to 2077 code for a protein of 681 amino acids.